GGCGUCGACGUCGGGCUCGGCUCGCGGCGUUCUCCCCUGGAGUUGUGCGCCCGCGGUCCGGAGCUCGGAACCUGCCCGCGGCUUUCCCGGCUGCGGGGCGAGGAAGGGGGCGACUCCGGCGGCUGGAGGACGACCCGGGGCGCGCGGCGUUUCCCUCGUCAUCCCACACAGCGCCAUGUCCUGGAUGUUUAAGAGGGAUCCAGUUUGGAAGUAUUUGCAGACUGUUCAGUAUGGAGUCCAUGGAAAUUUUGCACGCCUCUCCUAUCCAACGUUUUUCCCACGUUUUGAAUUCCAAGAUAUUAUCCCUCCAGACGACUUCCUAACUAGUGAUGAAGAGCUGGAUUCGGUUUUAUUUGGAACGUUGAGAGGUCACGUGGUCGGACUACGCUACUAUACUGGAGUCGUUAAUAAUAAUGAGAUGGUUGCGUUACAACGAGAGCCUAAUAACGCCUAUGACAAGAAUGCGAUUAAAGUAAAUAAUGUGAAUGGAAAUCAGGUUGGCUAUUUAAAGAAGGAGCUUGCCGCUGCUUUGGCCCAUAUCAUGGACAACAAAUUGGCACAAAUAGAAGGGGUCGUCCCCUUUGGUGCAAACAAUGCUUUUACCAUGCCUCUGCAAAUGACUUUUUGGGGAAAAGAAGAAAACAGAAAAACGGUUUUAGAUCAGUUGAAGAAGCAUGGCUUUAAAUUGGGUCCUGCACCAAAAACAUUAGGAUUCAGUUUGGAAGGUGGCUGGGGCUCUGGGAGAGCUGGACCAAGCUAUAGUAUGCCGGUUCAUGCUGCUGUACAGAUGACAACUGAACAGCUUAAAACAGAAUUUGACAAGUUGUUUGAAGAUUUGAAAGAAGAUGACAAAACUCAUGAAAUGGAGCCAGCUGAGGCUGUGGAAACGCCGUUGCUUCCACAUCAGAAGCAAGCUCUCGCCUGGAUGGUGGCACGGGAAAACAGCACGGAACUUCCGCCGUUCUGGGAACAGCGCAACGACUUAUACUACAACACGAUAACCAACUUUUCCGAGAAAGAUCGACCAGAAAAUGUCCACGGAGGAAUUCUGGCUGAUGAUAUGGGUUUGGGUAAAACUCUUACAGCGAUUGCAGUGAUUCUUACCAAUUUCUAUGAUGGUAAACCUCUUCCUGUGGAAAGAAUGAAAAAGAAUCAGCCUAAGAAGGAAUGCAAUAGCAGUGAAUCUGUGAAAUCUAGAAAAAUUGAUACCAGCAAAAAAAGAGAUGAAUUAAACGAAGAAGCAUCUAGGUGUAAUGACGAACCCAGUAUUUCAGAUGUUAAGAAGAGUGAGUGUCCCACGUCAGAAUUGUCAGGCUCUUGCCCCAAGAGACGGAAAAUUUCUGUCCAGUACAUUGAAAGCAGUGAGUCAGAGGAAGUUGAGAUAAACGAAUUGCCCCAGAAAGUGAAAGGAAAACUGAAAAAUACACAAUCAGAAACUAAAAGGGUAAGAGCAGGGACUUCUAAGGUUAAAGAAGAUGCAGCAUUCGCAAGUGCCCUUGGUGUAUCUACUCCUACACUGAAGAGAAAAAUGUUGAAGAAAGCAUCAUCGGUGGUGGAGGGUUCAAAGAAAUCUGAUGUUGAGGAGAGAGCAAGAACCACGCUGAUCAUCUGUCCACUUUCGGUGCUGAGCAACUGGAUUGACCAGUUUGGACAACAUAUAAAAUCAGAUGUGCACUUGAAUUUCUAUGUUUAUUAUGGCCCUGAUCGUAUCAGAGAUCCAGCCUUGCUUUCAAAACAGGAUAUUGUUUUGACUACAUACAAUAUCUUAACUCAUGACUAUGGCACUAAAGGUGAUAGUCCAUUACAUAGCAUAAGGUGGCUGAGAGUGAUCUUGGACGAAGGACAUGCCAUUCGAAAUCCAAAUGCCCAGCAAACCAAAGCUGUGCUUGAUUUAGAAGCAGAAAGAAAAUGGGUGUUGACAGGUACUCCGAUCCAGAAUUCUUUAAAGGACUUGUGGUCUCUUCUUUCUUUUUUAAAACUGAAACCAUUUGUGGAUAGAGAAUGGUGGCACAGAACAAUCCAGCGUCCUGUCACGAUGGGAGACGAAGGAGGACUCAGGCGUUUACAGUCCUUAAUUAAAAAUAUUACACUUAGAAGAACAAAGACAAGCAAAAUUAAAGGAAAACCUGUUUUGGAGUUACCAGAACGUAAAGUAUUUAUUCAGCAUAUUACACUUUCAGAUGAAGAAAGAAAGAUUUAUCAGUCUGUGAAAAAUGAAGGCAAAGCUACUAUUGGAAGAUACUUUAAUGAAGGGACUGUCCUCGCGCAUUAUGCAGAUGUCCUGGGUCUUCUGCUUAGACUGCGGCAGAUUUGUUGCCAUACUCACCUUCUCACAAGCACGACGUCUCCCAGCGGGCCCUCGGCCUUUCCUGCAGGAAAUGAUACCCCUGAGGAGCUGCGGACGAAGUUAAUCAGGAAGAUGAAGUUGAUUCUGAGCUCAGGUUCAGAUGAAGAAUGUGCUAUUUGCUUGGAUUCUUUAACCGUUCCUGUGAUAACACACUGUGCACAUGUGUUUUGUAAACCUUGUAUCUGCCAAGUCAUUCAGAAUGAGCAGCCCCAUGCAAAAUGCCCUUUGUGCAGAAAUGAUCUACACGGAGACAAUUUGUUAGAAUGUCCGCCGGAAGAGUUGGCAUGUGACACCGAGAAAAAGUCUAACGUGGAGUGGACGUCCAGUUCAAAGAUUAACGCUCUAAUGCACGCAUUAAUUGACUUAAGAACAAAGAAUCCCAACAUUAAAAGUUUAGUUGUUUCUCAGUUUACAACAUUCCUGUCUUUAAUAGAAACUGCACUGAAAGCCUCUGGAUUUGUGUUUACGCGUUUGGAUGGUUCCAUGGCCCAAAAGAAAAGAGUUGAAUCAAUUCAAUGUUUUCAAAACACUGAAGCCGGAUCGCCAACCAUAAUGCUCCUAUCUUUAAAAGCAGGUGGAGUUGGUCUGAAUCUUUGUGCAGCAUCUCGAGUGUUUUUAAUGGAUCCAGCCUGGAACCCUGCCGCUGAAGAUCAGUGCUUUGACAGAUGUCACAGACUUGGCCAGAAGCAAGAAGUUAUCAUCACAAAAUUCAUUGUGAAGGAUUCUGUUGAAGAAAACAUGCUGAAAAUACAAAAUACAAAGAGGGAACUUGCAGCUGGAGCCUUCGGAACUAAAAAAAAUGCUAAUGAAAUGAAACAAGCAAAAAUUAAUGAAAUCAGAACUUUAAUAGACUUAUAAUGUGAGAUUUUAGUAAGUCAGUAGCAUCAGCUACACCAGUUUUGGAAAGGAAAAAAAUCAGAGGGUUAGAAAUGAGAUGUAGAGAGUGUGUUCUGCAAGAGGUGUAUUAUUUUGUAUUAGUGAAGAGAUAUUACUGGUAUGUUAUCUCUUUAAAUGUAUAUAUGAGCUAUUUUUAAUGAUACUUUAAAUAGCAAUAAGUUCCAUUAUAUACUGUGGCCUACAAUAAUUUUUGAGAAGAAAAGUUACUUUGUUAUUCAGCUUUUCAUAGUAUCUCUGCUGAGUAUUUUCAUACAUCUUCUAGGUACUCAGCUUUUUCAUAUUUCAAGCAAGGUCAGUCCUUUUCUACUAUGACCAGUAAGGAGUUAUUUUCUAUGUUAGACACAUUUGGUAAUUCACCAGAGCUUGCGAUUGGUUAAGCAGCGAGUUCACAGUUCUUGUACACAAAACAUACACAGACUACAUGAGAGACUGAUCUUGUUGGCUUUUCAAAAACCUUAUUUGCAUUCAUUCCAAAACCAAACCUUGAAUGAGAGACCAAAGUCCCAGGUACUUGAACUUUGUUCUAUGUAUAUAUUUUUUUUACGGCUUCAUCGGCUGAUUCACACGAUGUGACGUGUUCCUGAAGGAAGUAGGGACUGUAGUGUAGCACUGUUUUUUACAUUGUCGUCAAGUGGUUCUACACUCACCGCUAGUUAACUUGAUGUGAACAGCUUGCAGAUACAACCUAUGGUGAUGAGGGAACCAGUUCUACCCAGUUCAAUUUGAAUAUUAAAAUUAUGGAAUUGCUAAAUAGAUAUUUCUAUAGAUAGAUACUUUUUAUUUAUGUAGCUUUUCUUGGAAAUAACUUUAUAAAUUUUUAUAAUUCAGAAGACUACUAUAUAUGAGAGGCAGGUUGGGCUAGGUGACCCUCAAAGUUGUUAAAACUCCUAAAGAUACCUUAAUCUUGAAUGUACAGAUUUGUUAUGUGUGCAUAGAAUCAGAAUUUUAUCUUGGAACAUUAGCAGCUCACCCGUACAUUUAUCUGUUGAACUAAGCCAUCUUUUUGGCUAAUUAAGCAAACUCAAAGUAGUAGUCACAGAAGUGUAGAUAAUGAGUCCUGUUUAAAACAAAGAAGCUAGAAAUCAGGAAGUCAGUGGUUUGAUUUCCUUAAGGGAAACUUUAUAAUCCAAAGAAUGAAGAUACUGAUUACCCGAGCAAGAGAAGCUCGAGGCUUGAUGUCGACUUGAGCACACCUGACACUUAGCAUUAGAAGUGACGUGACUGAAGGGAAGAUGGCACGCAGUGUGGUGUUAGGAUGCAUGCAUCUGAAGGGCACGGCAGCGCCCAAGGCCUCCCUCCCCCUGUGCCUUCUGCUGCUGCGAGGGAAGAGUGCAUUGGGCAGCAGGAACCCCACCUUGUCUCGGUGGGAGCAGACGUUCCAGUGUUUCUGUGGGGACGUGAGGGAUACAGCUGAGGUAGUCUGCUCGUGCUAGGAGCAGUGGGGAAAUUCUUGAUCAUCUAGCAUUACAAAAAAGAAAAAAUCAGGUUGAUCAAAAUCUGAUGCAGCAGGGUUUGAGUCCGGUAGAUACCAGGAUUCCAGUGAGAUUAAGCAAAAGUCUAUUCUUGCUCACAGAAGCAAAGCCUUAUCAACUCACUCACUGCAAAGGGAAAAACAACUUCUUUCUUUACCUGUAAAAUUUCAGUUAUGUUUAUAAACUCCUGGUAAUUUAGGCAAGUCAUAUCUUUUUGUAUAGUUCUAUUAAAAUGCUAUUAAGUGCAAAAAUUUAAUUCAUCCUAAGAAAAUACAUAAACCACUGGAAUGAAAACUUUACAUUAUGUUAUGCUGGUAAUUAUGUAGAAUAAUAGCCUUAGGAAUGUACUUACAGCCUUAUAAUCCUACCUGUGGUUCAAACUGCAUUUUGUGGUUCAUUGGUUCAACUGGAUUUUAUUUAAAAGUCAAUAAAAACUUCAAAAACCUA
Messenger RNA from Ochotona curzoniae (black-lipped pika), 5163 nucleotides. RefSeq names its product helicase like transcription factor (gene HLTF). Gene Ontology annotation, molecular function: nucleic acid binding; ATP binding; ATP-dependent chromatin remodeler activity. Lineage: Eukaryota; Metazoa; Chordata; Mammalia; Lagomorpha; Ochotonidae. Bases 176 to 3205 code for a protein of 1009 amino acids. The record is from RefSeq and is a predicted model, not a curated record. The transcript has 25 exons.